AUCCAGACAAACCUGUCUCUUAGCCUUGAGACAGCUUUCAAGCCCAAGGAAGAAAACUAGGUUCCGGAGAUUAGCCUCACUCGUGUUCUACAAAAUGCAUGUUUCACCUGCACCAUAUCUGGUUUCAAACUUGUACAGGAUCCCCCAAUUGUAGGCCUAAUACAAUUGAAUUAAAGCUGGGCAUCCGACUAUAUAAUGCCAUCACCUUUUCAGCACAAGUGCUUUAAUUUUCAGCUAAACAAUCAUUCAAGUCUUUAGAUACCCUGAAGAAAUGGCCACUCCGGCGGGAGCGCAUGCUUCAUACAUCAAGCAGUAUCUACCCACAGCAUUUCCAGCUUCAAAACGAGGCGGUACCAAGCAGGCCUUUCAAGUUACAGUACCAGAGGCCGGCAGAAACGGAACAAGAUGCCUUACUUGUCUUCUCAACAUUCAAGGAUGUCCGACCAAAAAUGGAUACAUAUGUUUUCAACGAUGGAUCGCAGAAAACACUACUGUGUAUUGAUGGCACUAUCCCCGUCUACUACAAAGGCAUAAGCUACAACAUUCCCAUCUGUAUCUGGGUGAUGGAUACGCAUCCCUACAAUCCACCCCUCUGCUUCGUCAAGCCCACCAAGGACAUGCUUAUCAAGCCAUCCAAGUAUGUGGAUGCCAACGGCAAAAUCUACCUGCCCUACCUCUAUGACUGGGACUGUCCAUCAUCGGACCUGCACACGCUGAUCCAAGUCAUGUCAGCUGUAUUUGGAGAGAGUCCACCUGUGUUCAGCCAGCCCUCCCAACCUAAUUCUCCGAGGACAGGAAUAGCAGAGGCCGAUUGAGAUAGGGAAAUGACACUGAAAAUUGUAUCUUUUGUAAUGUAUUAUUCUAAAAGGUCAUAAAAGCUGUCAUGUAGAGAGUCUAAUGACUAGUUCUGUACUGCAUGAUGCUAGUAGUGCAAUGAUAUUGAAAUCUUAACCCUCAAUGCACUGUAUGUGCAGUCACUCAGUUAUUUGUCGACAUUAUGUAAAUACAAAACUUUUGAAAACUUUUUAAAGUGGUAAAUCUGUUUUUAACUCUAUAAUUCUAUCUAAAUUUUUCAUUGUAUUUGUAAAAAGAAAAAAAUUCAAGUCAGUACCUACAUGUUGCACACAGACUGCAGAUCCAUUAAAUAAUUUGUCUUUUUAUAUCUUAAAUCGAUCAUCAGAAACUAAGUCAAAAAAUCUAGAAACUGACCUUAGGAAUGCCUAUAUUACCCUCCCCCCGAAAAAUCUCUCCUCCCCCCCCUUCUAAAAGAAAUUGUACUUGGCCUGAGCAAUUCCUCUAUUUAUACUCGAAAAAUACCCACCGAUUCAAUUUAAAAGAAUUAUUUUUCAAAAUAAAAUCCUGCAACAACAUUUUCUCAUCAUGGUGACAACUUUCAAAUAAAAGGUACAAUUCUUUCAAAACCCACAUCGCUGAAACCAACAAACAUUGCUACUUUCUGCAAACAAACAACCCCAAACUACACAAACUAGAAAGCCACUGCAACCAAGAAUUCUGAGUAGAAAUAAAAACUUAGAAUAUGAAGUAAAAGUAGUAAUACAGCGACAGAUAUUAUCUGACACCACCCCCAAAACAACCUUGUAAUCCAAAAUCUCAAUCACUCAUCAGUGACAUCAAAAAUAAUCUCCAAACGAUACUCUCGAAACUUAGUGACUAUCACCACCAACAAACACGAUAGUUAACAUCAGACAAACCCAUCAACCUUAGGAAAUUUAGUCAUAAAUGUCAUCACAGCACUAUAAUCGCCAAAUCCCCGAUAAACAAUAGAAUAACCCUAUAUAAUCAAUACAUCACCUGCAAACCUACUAUAGAAAGAAAGAAAUCAUUCCCUCACACAAAUUCAAACAUUCCCCACAACUUCCAUGUCAACCAACGAUGUCCAAGAAACCGUAAGCAAGGCCUCUCCUCCAUUCACACACAACGAGCUGAAGACUCCUGUCAAUAAAAGAUAUCAUUUGUUAGUCCAUCCUAGUAAAAAUUGUUAACAUUCCCUACGACAUCCACAUCACUUAAAACAGCUGAAAAGAAAUUCAGAACAUCACCAUAACCAAAGGCAUCAUUAUCACAAUAUUACUGAGACAAAACACAUCAAUGAAUAUAGUAGACAUUUAUAAAAUACAGCGGCCUUGGAAACUUUGACAGAUGUGUAAAGUCUUUUCACCUAAUCCAAUCCAUCAAAAAUAAUUUCACAAACUCUAUUUAGUUAAGAUAACUGUCCACUGGCCAAUCUAACCUUACAUGUGAAUUUCUUCAGCUCUGGAUUCCACCCUCCAUUGAACUGUUCCCUGAAGUAGACAAACUUAUGAACACCAACAAAAAGGAAGACUGAUCACAACUUCCGCAUAGUUGGGUUACUUCCCCCUCUGAAAUAAUCCUAGGACUCUACUUAAAUUGAAAUUCUUUGCAGGCAAAUUUGUCAAAUCAAAUUUACCUGGCACAUUCCGAACAGUCCCUGAUCAUCGAUUAGUCAAAUCAGGUCAAUUGACACUAAUUACCGUGAUGAUUUUUCUUUAAUUUGGUUUGAUUUUGAGACUUAAUAAAAACUACACCCCGAGGUUGCUGAUUGCCAGUAUUUCAUUCAAAGUUACUACCACCUGAAAGUGUAAUAUAUGUACCUUACAAUAAUUAUACACAUUGGUCUCUGAACAAUGUGCAGCUACAGUAAAAACAAAUCAAGGUUAUGGAAUGAAAAUUACUUUGAGGAAAGACAGUGAAUUAAUAAGUAAUAGGAAUGAGGUGUUACGUUACUUUUCAUGAAUAUUGGAGCAAACAAUAGAUUCAAACAAAAGGUGAUUUCAAAGUUGAUUCAACUGUUAAAACUGGGAUUUCAAAAAGUGUAUUUAAAUCAAUAGUAGGCCAACAAUGUGCAUGGAAAACUGAAAAUAUGCUUGCUUAUUGGACACAAAGCAAUAACAUGAAUGCAUGAAUAAACAAAGUCACUAACUUGAGAAGUUGA
Molecule: messenger RNA, 2974 nt
Organism: Acanthaster planci (crown-of-thorns starfish)
Lineage: Eukaryota; Metazoa; Echinodermata; Asteroidea; Valvatida; Acanthasteridae
Product: tumor susceptibility gene 101 protein-like
Biological process (GO): protein modification process; protein transport; endosome to lysosome transport
Cellular component (GO): ESCRT I complex
Molecular function (GO): ubiquitin binding
Source: RefSeq, a predicted model, not a curated record